Trametes versicolor FP-101664 SS1 is the source of this 1395-nucleotide messenger RNA. Its product is annotated as cytochrome P450. The transcript is spliced from 10 exons. The record is from RefSeq and is a predicted model, not a curated record. Bases 1 to 1395 code for a protein of 464 amino acids. Gene Ontology annotation, molecular function: iron ion binding; heme binding; oxidoreductase activity, acting on paired donors, with incorporation or reduction of molecular oxygen. NCBI's taxonomy places the organism in Eukaryota, Fungi, Basidiomycota, Agaricomycetes, Polyporales, Polyporaceae.
AUGCCGGCCUCUUACCACUGGAAGACCUUCGCUACGUGGGGCGAGCAGUAUGGAGAUCUCAUAAUGCUCAAACUGCUCGGGCAGCCGAUGCUCAUAGUCAACUCGCUCGCGCAUGCCACGGAACUGCUCGAGAAACGGUCUGCGCUCUACUCGGACCGCCCGCACUUCACCAUGGCGGGCGAGAUCGUCGGGUGGGACCAGAUCCUCGUCCUGCUGCGGUACGGGAGCCAGUUCCGCGAGUACCGCCGCCUGAUGGCGCGCGCACUCGGCUCACGCAAGACCGUCGAGACGUUCGCGCCGGUCAUAGAGGCGCAGAGCGCACAGCUGCUCGUCCGCCUCCUCCGUGACGCGCGCGACAUCCCCGGGCACCUUCGCGAGAUGACCGGCUCUGUGGUACUGAUGAUUGCGUAUGGGUACAAGGCCCAGGAGCACGACGACCCGCUCAUCAAAAUGGUCCAGGGUGCGACGGACCAGGCGGCCGAGGUCGUGCAGCCCGGCGCCUUCCUCGUCGACGUCUUCCCCUUCUUGCGCUAUGUUCCCUCAUGGAUGCCAGGUGCCGGCUGGAAGCGUAAGGGUGAGGCAUACCGGGCCAACAUGGACAGGACAAGCGACGUACCCCACCAGUACGCGAAGGAGCAAAUGGCGGCCGGAAACGCCCCGCCGAGCUUCACGUCGACGAUGCUCGCGAUGAGCCCGUCACCCGAAGACGAGUACCGGAUCAAGAUGUCAGCGGCGUCGAUCUACACCGGGGGCGCGGACACGACGGUGUCGGCGGAGACGAGCCUGAUCCUCGCGAUGAGCGUGUACCCGGCGGUGCAGAAGCGCGCGCAGGCAGAGCUCGACGCCGUCGUUGGGCCCGAACGCCUGCCGACGUAUGCGGACCUCGCGCAGUUGCCGUACUUCAGUGCGCUCUAUCUUGAGGUUUUGCGGUGGAACCCCGUCGUCCCUCUCGGUGUCCCGCACGCGGUGUCUUCUGAUGAUGUAUAUAACGGGUACUACAUCCCGAAGGGCAGUAUCGUCAUGAUCAACCAGUGGAAAAUGCUGCACGACCCCGCAACCUACGCCGACCCGUUCACCUUUAACCCCGACCGCUUCCUCCCCAAGGACGGCUCAGAGCCCGAGUACGAUCCCCGCAAGAUCGCGUUCGGCUUCGGCCGCAGGAUCUGCCCGGGGAUGUACCUCGCCGAGCCGUCCGUGCUCAUGGUCGCCGCGAUGCUGCUCGCGGUGUACGACAUCGCGGACCCGCGCACCGCCGCGGGCGUGCCCAUCACGCCCGAGACCGUCGAGUGCACCGGGGGGACGAUCAGCCACCCGGCGCCGUUCCGGUGCUCGUUCACGCCGCGCUCGGAGAAGGCGAGGGCGCUCAUCCUCGCGCUGCAGGACACCAAAGCCUAG